GACUCGGACGCUUUGCCGCUGCGUUUCGUGUCGUCCGACACACACACACUUGAGAGAGCGCGCGCGCGCGCCCGCACACACGAGCGACUUGUUUACGCGACGGAGCAUCCGAAUAAGAGAGAGAGAGAGAGAAAAAGUAAAAGAGAGAGGGAGAGGCGCCAGUGAGAGAGAGAGAGAGAGAGUGAGCGAGAGAUAUUCGUUAUCGGAAGCCAGGCGUUGAUAUAAAAGGAGUCGCCGUGAGCCCGCUCUGGCUCAGAAGCCUGUCGCAGCUCAACCCUUUUUCCCGGAGAACGAGAUAUAGUGCGCGCACGAGCCUCUUCAAACAUGAGCUUCAAGGUGCUCGUCAAGGUCUGCCAGACUGGCUUCCUCCAGAAGUCCACUUCGGGAACGACGCAAUGGCUCAACGUCGGACGCUGCUGCUUCAGCACGUCUGGCCCAGCCUCGAAGGCUAUGCUGGUCGACUCGCCCAACGCGGCGAUGGACAAGAGCCUGCUGAACAGGUACCUGGACCUGCCCCAGCCGUCGGACCGAGUGCAGGCCAAGUACAUCUGGAUCGACGGCACCGGCGAGGGCAUCCGCAGCAAGACCAGGACCCUCAACUUCGUCCCCAAGGACCCGAAAGAGCUCCCCAAGUGGCAGUUCGACGGUAGCUCGACCGGCCAGGCCGAGGGCGGCAACAGCGACAUCUUCCUCGUGCCCGCGGCCAUCUACAAGGACCCCUUCCGGCGCAACGACAACGUCCUCGUGCUCUGCGAGACCUACCACCAGGACAUGAGCCCGACCAAGUCGAACAAGCGCGCCGCCGCGGCCCAGGCCAUCGAGAAGGCCAAGGCCGAGGAGCCCUGGUUCGGCAUCGAGCAGGAGUACAUCUUCCUCGACGUCGACGGCAGGCCCCUCGGCUGGCCGAAGAACGGCUUCCCCGGGCCCCAGGGGCCCUACUACUGCGGCGUCGGCGCGAACCGCGUGAUCGGCCGCGACAUCGUCGAGGCCCACUACCGCGCCUGCCUCUACGCCGGCAUCGACCUGUCCGGCACCAACGCCGAGGUCAUGCCCUCCCAGUGGGAGUACCAGGUCGGCCCGACCGCCGGCAUCGCCGCCGCCGACCAGCUCUGGAUGUCCAGGUUCAUCCUGCACCGCAUCGCCGAGGAGUACGGCGUCGUCGUCAGCUUCGACCCCAAGCCCAUGGAGGGCCAGUGGAACGGCUCCGGGGCCCACUGCAACUUCUCGACCAAGACGAUGCGCGCCGAGGGCGGCAUGGCCGAGAUCCAGCGCGCCAUCGAGAAGCUGAGCAAGAGGCACGACAAGCACAUCAGGGCGUACGACCCGCGCGAGGGCAAGGACAACGAGCGCCGGCUGACCGGCAGGCUCGAGACCAGCAGCAUCCACGACUUCAGCGCCGGCGUGGCCAACCGCGGCGCCAGCGUCCGCAUACCCCGCGGCGUCGCCGAGGCCAACAAGGGCUACCUCGAGGACCGCAGACCCAGCAGCAACUGCGACCCCUACGCCGUCACCGACGCCCUCAUCCGCACCUGCGUCCUCAACGAGUAAAGUGCCCAGACUCUAGCAUACUAUUGCAUACUAUUGUACAUACACCGCUAACACUAUCCUAUACGAUUGAUCCCAUAUGCAGGCAUCUCUUCGGUUUUUCCCUUUCUUUCGACAUUCCGGACGUUACACCUACUACUCACCGCAGCAGCUACUUUUGUAGCUUCUCGCGAACAAACGUUUUACUUAACUCGCAUACUUGUAUUGUCACGCGUGUCCGACACCCGAUGACGCAAGUCUCCAAGCUUUUUUAAUCUUUAACGCACACACACACACACACACACACACACACUUGCUACUCAGAGUACAAAAAAAGAGACAAAAUUUUAACGAUGAAAUUCUUACGUACGCCGCGCGCUGCGUGAGGCACUAUAUACAUUCUUUGUUACCGCGUUAUCGUGCUCAGAUACUUACUUCGUGUUUUUUUUUUAUUUUUACUACUUUUUUCGAACUUUUUACUCGAGUCUUGCGCUUCUUAAGCUUCUGUGUACGCGAACGAGAGCCUUGACAUUUUAUGACGCAUUUUAAUGAAUAAUUGUUAGGUUUAAGGUGAACAUUAUAUCAGCGUAUAGUCAUAUAUUAUGUAUGUAUAAACAUCUAGCUUGUAUAUUUUCAUAUUUGUAAAAUAAUAAAGAUUAAACUAUUUUCUAUAAGAGCAGCGAAACCACGUGCAGAUUUAUUAUGUACAGAGAAAAUACUUGUACGAUGUGGAACGCAGACAGACUAUAUAGGAAAAUUGUAAAUUUGUUCAUUGUCGUCUUUCAUAAUGUUUGCUACGCAAGUUUUUCGAAACAUUUUCGAGAUUAUCGAGCGCACUUGUUGAGUUGCAAAUAAAUCACUACUGAGAAAUGUA
Molecule: messenger RNA, 2398 nt
Organism: Nasonia vitripennis (jewel wasp)
Lineage: Eukaryota; Metazoa; Arthropoda; Insecta; Hymenoptera; Pteromalidae
Product: glutamine synthetase 2 cytoplasmic
Exons: 3
Coding region: 325-1548 (407 amino acids)
Cellular component (GO): cytoplasm
Molecular function (GO): glutamine synthetase activity
Source: RefSeq, a predicted model, not a curated record